Brassica napus (rape) is the source of this 1536-nucleotide messenger RNA. RefSeq lists its product as uncharacterized. The coding region runs from base 1 to 1536 and encodes 511 amino acids. Lineage: Eukaryota; Viridiplantae; Streptophyta; Magnoliopsida; Brassicales; Brassicaceae. The transcript is spliced from 2 exons. The record is from RefSeq and is a predicted model, not a curated record.
AUGAACUUGCGGAGUAGAGGCCCAACAGACCUAGUUCCAAGAGUUGAAGACAUUAGAGCACUUGAAAGGGAGAUUGCAAGGAGGAGAAGAGAAGAAGAGCAACCGGCUCACUUAGACAGAUUGGGGUUUUUGAUGGAUCAACAUCAGAAUCAGCCUCAAGAUGGAAAAGGUAAUGGCCAAGGAGCUGACAACCUUAGGCCACAACACCAGCAUCGCCAAGCUAGAGCUAUUGGCACCCAUGAUGAGCCCAAUAUCCAUGGGCAUAGAACUGGCAUUAGAGCACCAGCUGUAGAAAACAACAACUUUGAGAUCAAAUCAAGCUUGAUAAACAUGAUCCAGAGCAACAAGUAUCAUGGUCUUGCCUUGGAGGAUCCACUAGACCACUUGGAUAACUUUGAUAAGCUGUGUGGAACUACAAAGAUCAAUGGUGUCUCUGAAGAUGCAUUCAAGCUAAGGGUGUUUCCAUUCUCUUUGGGAGACAAAGCUCACACAUGGGAGAAGAGCCUCUCAAGAGAUUCAAUCACCACAAGGGAUGAGUGCAAGAAAGCUUUCCUCACCAAGUUUUUCUCUACUUCAAGAACUGCUAAGUUAAGGAAUGAAAUCUCUGGAUUUCAUCAAAGAAAUCUUGAAGGCUUUGGGGAAGCAUGGAAAAGGUUCAACAGCUACAUCUCUCAAUGUCCUCAUCAUGGCUUCAAUAUGGAGAGUUUGCUUAGUACUUUCUACAGAGGUUCUUUGCUCAAGUUUAGAAGCCAGCUUGAUACUGCUAGCAAUGAAUUCUUCUUGGGGAGAAGUGAGGCAGAUGCUUUGGAGCUUGUAGAGAAUAUGGUUAAGAGUGAUUCAGUCUACAGUGAUGACCACGACAGAAGCAAUAGAGGCAUUGGAGGAGAUGAUCAGAACACAAAAAGAGAGUUGAAAGCUCUACAAGAGAAGAUGGAUUUGCUUCUCUCCAACAAAGCUAAACAAGAGAAGGUCAACUUUGUUGGUGAUCAUAGACAAGAAGAGCUGGUUAUGGUUAGUGAAGUUGAUGGUCUAGAAGGUCAGGAAGAAUUGUGCUUUGUGAAUGCUGAUGGGACAUGGUACAAAAAGGAGCCUAAUUUUCAGUACAACAACUACCAACAAAAGCCCUUCUACAACAACCAACAAGGAAAUCAGUCUACACAAGGCCAAGCCGGAUCUUCUACCUCUUCUCCACAAGAGAGUAGCACUGAUGCAAUGUUGAAACAGAUCUUGGAGUCCCAAACUAGAAGUGAGAAGCACAUUGGAUAUGAGCUGAAGAACCUUCACACCAAAGUUGGUGGAAGCUACAAUGACCUCAACAACAAGUUCCUACAACUCUCCUCUCACUUCAAGACUUUGGAGAAUCAGUUUGCCUCUAUGCCUUCAACCUCCAAGAGCCCAAUGGGAUCUCUACCAGGAAAAUUCGAGCAGAAUCCCAAAGAGUAUUGCAAUGUUAUCCUCUCUACUACUUCUGAGAUUAAGUUGAGUGAUCAUGAGAAAGAGGAAGAUCAGAUUGAAAGAUUCAUAUAUGGAACAUAA